Procambarus clarkii (red swamp crayfish) is the source of this 3478-nucleotide messenger RNA. The record is from RefSeq and is a predicted model, not a curated record. Lineage: Eukaryota; Metazoa; Arthropoda; Malacostraca; Decapoda; Cambaridae.
AUGGGAGAAAUGGAAUUAUUCACAGAAACAUACUCGUGCCUGUCUGUAAGAGAGGAAAAUUGUGAUGAAAUUAAAACUGCAGAGAAUGAAGUGGCUCCUGGAUUGACAUUCUGCCGAUCAAACAGAAAGUACUAUCCCAAUGGCGAGGUUUUCAAGACUGAUGCUAGUUCAUGCCUAAAAUAUAAGAUUCAAGUUUUUAGUAGAGAACAGCUAGCAAAAACAAAACUUUUAAAUUGUAAAAUUUCAUUGGCUGAAGACUUGAGCAGACUCAAUUGUCAUAAUACUUUCUUUGUACAUGGAUCUAAAAUCAGGGAAAUAAGAGGAUCUAAUAUUGUAGCACAUGACCUAAGGCAUACUGUUGUUGCAGUUAAUUAUAAAUCUUUUGUUCAUAUGUUAUUAACUUUUUCAAACAAAUUAGAGGAUGGUGCCAUAAACAAAAUAAGUGAAUCUCUUCAUAAAGUACUUUAUGAAAAUUCUGAGUGUUUCAUCCCAGAUGAAUUGUUAAAAUCUUUCAGUUGUGCAUAUAUAUAUAAAACUCUUAGUUCAACUGCUGUUAUGAUCAAAGACAUCAAAGAAAGUAUGACAAACUACUGCCAUUUGCUUCAAGACUCUUCUGUUUCAGAAAUCCCACAGUCAGUCAUCCAUAGGAAAUCAAAUCAAUUAGCAUCACAUCGACUAUUAGUGUCUGGAAAAUAUGGUAUAGAGUAUGAUGAUUCAUCAAUAGCAGCAAAUGGUUUAUACGAAAAAGGUUCUACUGAGAAAAACAGUGAUCAACAAAGUGCAUUCCAUAAAACAACUGGUAGUAUAGAGAAGUCUUUAGUACCAUCAGGAACAGGAUAUCAAACACAGGUAUAUAAUAGUAACAUUCAUCAAGCUAACUAUCAUUACAGAGAUGUUCAAGAUGAGCAUUUAGAGUCUCCAGGACAAUGGCAUCAAACAUUAGCAAGCAUCAGAAGCAUUGGUUGUUUUGUGGAUUUUAUGAAUGAUUCUGACAUAUCUACCUCCAUGAAAGGUAAAAUCAAUAGCAAAGAUCUCCAGGAAGCCAACGGAAGAAGCCAGAAUAUAGUCAAAUUUCUUAAAACAGAAAAGGACAGAUAUUUUGAAACAAGAGAGAAUUUAAGAUCUGUUUUAGCUCAAAAUGAAAAAGACUUUUCAACACAGUCACAUAGGAAAGAGAAUACUAGCAGCAAGAUUAUUGAAUCACAUAUUAUAAAUCAAGUCAAAUCACAGAAAGAUUCCUCUGGAAUGGAAAGAAAGUUUUAUGGUAAUUUUAGCUCAAAGUUUAAAGAAAAGGUUGUAAUUCUCCUUGGAGCUUCUGGUAGCGGAAAAACAACAUUGGUAAAUUUUAUUGUCAAUUACUUCCAAGGAGCUAAAGCAGCUGAUGAUAUGCAAGUUUAUGUAGAUGCAAACUCGGGUCGUGUUAAACCAACAACAACCAUUACUGCAUACACAUUCUGCACCGAUGAAACUCAUGCCCCUAUUACUGUUAUUGACACUCCAGGACUAAAUGACUCUUCUAGGGAAGAAAGGAAUGAUAAUAUACAGUCAAUUAAACAAUUCCUGACAAAUGCAGCUUCACAUAAAAUUGAUAUCCAUGCCAUUGGGUUUGUAGUUCAAGCUCAUCUGGUACGAUUAACGUCUUCAGAACAGCUUAUCUUAGAAUACGUUUCAUCAUUGUUUGGGCAGAGUGUUACAGACCACUUGAUUACAUUUGUUACUGCUGCUGACAAUCAAGAGAUUCCUCCUGUGGUUGAAACAAUGAGAAACUUUGACAUAAAAUCAAAGACCUUCUUUAAGUUCAAUAAUUCAGCAAUUAGAAAGAUAGUACAAGAAAUGGAUGACCUUGACAGGCUAUAUUGGAGGAUGGGUUGCAAGAGCUGGAAAAAGUUUUUAAAACUCUUGUUGGACCUUCCACAGCUCUCAGUUAAUACUUUUAAAGCUUUACAAAGUAAAGUUUAUGCAGGAAAAGUAAUUGAAUCAGCAGCAAGAGGUGUAAAAGAAGAACUGAAGAACUUCAUUAAUUUAUGCAAAGACCAUCAAGAUAUGACUAAAGAAGCAUUUGAGAAAUGUGAGCAAGUUUGGGAGUUAGCUUCAGUGUUUAAUCACUUGAAAUGUACUCAAGAGUCUGGUGUUUCUGAUGUAGAGUCUAUUUUAAAGACAUAUGCUAUUGAAGUUUGCAUGGAUAAUUCCUUUAACUCGAAUGAGUGUAUUGAUUUACUUUUUCUUGGACGAUCAAAGGGACUUUUUGCAGCAGGAAUGGGAGUCAUUAGCAGUAUGGGACCUCUUUAUGAGCAUGCUAAGAAAUAUUCUAAUCCAAAACAAUAUGUCGAGCGAGUUCCAAGUAUCCUGCACUGUAUUAGAUGUGAAGAUGAUCAUCAAAUAACUAGAUCAUCAAAAUACUCUGGCAUCAUGAGCUAUAUUUCUGGUUUAGGAAAGAGCAGAGAAAAUAUUACUUUUAAAUGCACAAAAUGUGACUGUGAUGGUAGCUUGCAUAAGGAAAUACCUAUAAGAAUGUCAAAGGCAUCAUUUGACCUUUCCUCAGAACUUUUACUUAAGAACACUAAAAUAGUCAUUACUGAACUUUUACAAGAAAGAUCGCAACCAGGUUACGUCAUAAAACCAGAUAAAUAUUUGCAUCUUAUUAACAUUGCCCUUGACUGCAAAUUUCAAAUACUUAUUGAAGAUCUUUUAAAAAGCUAAAUAACACAGUUUUGAUUUCUGAUAAGGAAUGAUGAAAUUAAUUUGAACAUUCCACAGAAAUUGGGAUUUAAUACUGGUUCUUGCCUUAUGCUGUUCUGAAAGUAGAUAUAUUAGGAUUUCUAUAUGAAAUUAUAUUUUGGUUUCAUAUACUGUAAUUGGAUGAAGAUGUGUUCAUGGAAAUGUAACCUAGACUGAAUUAUUAUAAUAAUGUUCAAUGAUUUUUUAUAUAACAGGUCUCUUGAAUAAUUUUUUGAGGAUAUUCGACAGUUUAAUCAGACAGGAUCAACCAUUUCUAUUCUGAACUAUGAUGGGGUUUACCAGCCAAUAGUUCUUUGCAGCCAAUGACAAUUUAUUUACCAUAAAAUGUUACUUAUCUCUUUGGCCUUCCUAUAUCUUGCAACAUUUGAAGGAGAAAAUGUCUUAGGUGAAGAUAUAUACAGAUCAGUAAUGGUUUGAUUCAUUUAAUCGAAUAAAAAUUUGCCCAUUAUUAUUAAAAAUUGCAUUGUUAUGCUUACACCUCAAUUUUCUUGUAAAAUUUCCUGAUUUUUAGGGUAAGCAGAAAACUUACUUUUCAGUUGUCCUAUUACAUCAAUUCUAUCUUGAUAAGCUCUAAAUCCUCUACGUUCAAUCUUGGUACACUUAUAUCUUUAUGACUCCCAUUUAGACAUCCAAGGUGAUGGUUAGGAAAUUUGCUACCUGAGUUCCAUAGUGCUAUGCUUUCUUUGAUAAUUAUAUACUUGGUGAUAAUAAUGUAAGUAAAAACAGAAUUGAAUUUUCU